AUAAUAUUUCGCAGACCACGUGACACUACACGGAAGUGACGCAGUGUGCUCAAAAGAGUUCAGCAAAGCAUCUGGGAGCAAAACACCAGCUAGCUUAAUUUUAUUUUUCACCAGAAGACCAAAGGAGGGGACUAACAGACGGCUAAAACAGUUACCACAUCUGUGAGGAGGCCACCAUAAUGAAUCCAGUGUACAACCCUGCGUCAACAGGGGUCCCCUUUACCAAUACAAAGGGUAUAGGCUACCCAGCUGGAUUUCCUGUUGGCUACGCAACAGCUGCUCCAACAUACACUCCCAAUGUCUAUGCAGGAGCAAACCCAGCCUUCCCCAGUGGCUAUGCUCCAGGCACUCCUUUCAAAAUGUCCUGCUCUCCCAACACCGGAACUGUCCCACCAUACUCCUCCUCACCCAACCCCUACGCUGCUGCUGUUUACCCGGUCAGGAGCACCUACCCCCAACAGAACCCCUAUGCACAGGCACUAAUACCUUCACAACAACAAGGCACUUACUACACACAGCCGCUGUAUGCUGCGCCGCCUCAUGUUAUCCAUCACACAACAGUGGUCCAGCCAAAUGGGAUGCCUGCAGCCAUAUAUGCCCCACCCAUCCAUCCUCCACGCCACAACGGUGUCGCCAUGGGGAUGGUAGCCGGCACCACCAUGGCCAUGUCAGCUGGAACUUUGUUGACAACUCCUACACCAGCGUCUGUUGCCCCCCACCCAGUCACGAUGCCCACAUAUCGGCCUCCUGGCACACCCAGCUACAGCUAUGUGCCCCCACAGUGGUGAAGAGAGAGAAGCGUCAGAAGAUGGUAGAUAUGCAUUCACACUCUACUCCAGUGUUUUUUGCUAUUGGUGGAGACCUGCCCUGUCAGUGUCUGCAACCAGUUACUCUUCUUCCAGCAUAAUGUGAAUCUUAAACCCAAAUACAUAGAAAGAGGCCCAUUUGGAUAGGAGGGGGUGAAGAAUCCCCCAUGACCCCUCUCAAUGGAAUAAGGCUGCAUUCCAUGUCACACCCCAGCGCCAGCACCUCCGCAACCUGCUGCAUAUCUCACAUCAAACAGCAAAGCUUCCAUGCAAACUUUUUUUUCGUGGACUGUCAUGCAGGUUUUUAUAGCUUAAACUCUUAAGUGGUGAAAAGGGAGUUUGGAAUUGUUUUUUUGUUUUUGUUUUUUUUUGUUGUUUUUUGUUUUUGUUUGGGGGAAUACAUAUGAUGUUGAAUGCAUGUGUAUAUAUAGAUAUAUGAAGUAAUGCUAGCUCAAUCUACCUGCUGUGACAGAUGCAAAAUCAACAAAAGGCACACAUCCAAAGGAACUAAAAAAAAAAAUAAAAUAAAAAAAGAAGUAAUAAUCUGCUAUGCUGAAUCACCAGUGACCAUGUCUUACAUGUGAAAGAAGAAAAGACAAGAAACGUUUGUUCAUGCAAAAACAUACCUGCACAAACAAGUGCAGAACAAACUGUACUAUUUUCACUGCUUUGUGUUUUAGUAAGUGAUGCUAGGUUUUCAUUCUUUCUCUCAGUGAUGCAGUGUAUGCAUUUCGUCUUACCAUUUUUGCAUUUUAGGAAUAAGAUGGGACUUAGAGUUUGUGCCUCUGACUGAUGGCCAUUCCAGCUUUUAAUCAUUCUAAGUGUUUUUAUUUUUUUUUUCUGCCCUGUCAUACUUUUUUUUUUUUUUUUUUUUAAGGAAAAGAGUAUCAACUUUUCCAAAAGUGUGAAACAGCUUUUGUUUCCUGCUUGAAACAUUUUUUGGGUGGUAUCAAUGUUAAAACGAUUCACUUAUUUUAGCCGGAAGUAUUCUUGGUGGGGAACAAGUAGAGGAAAUCAUUUGCACCCAUUUAAGAGUUAAGAGAGUGUGUGUAUGUGAGUGUGUGUGUGUGUGUGUGUAUCAAAGAGGAUUAAAAUAGUAACCAUUAAAAAUGGUGCCAUAUAGUGCGACAUGCCUAGAAUUUUCGACCUACAGCUCACAGUAAUCAAUUUGUUCCUAGGUAGGUCUGAAGCACUACAUUUGCUAACUGUGGCCAUGUUAGGAAAACAUGAUAUUGUUAAACUCUAUUUGUGAAUAGCACUACUGAAGCAAGGCACUAAUUCAAAACAGUUGGUAAAGAUAUCUGACCUUUUACAUUGCUCGCUGUUUUACCUCAAGGUUCCAGGCUAACCCACCAAUAUCACUGUUUCAGACAUGCUUUUCUAUGUUGCCUCAGUCACCUCAGUUAAAUAAUCUGUUUUGUAAAUGUUAUUUUUGUGAUUUUGGUUCUUGUUUUGUAUUCUAAAGAAAGACCAAAAAAUAAAAACAAAUAUAAGAAUAA
Molecule: messenger RNA, 2305 nt
Organism: Siniperca chuatsi (mandarin fish)
Lineage: Eukaryota; Metazoa; Chordata; Actinopteri; Centrarchiformes; Sinipercidae
Gene: fam168b
Product: family with sequence similarity 168 member B
Exons: 7
Coding region: 180-788 (202 amino acids)
Source: RefSeq, a predicted model, not a curated record